Paramecium octaurelia is the source of this 1541-nucleotide messenger RNA. The record is from the annotation of a GenBank genome assembly. NCBI's taxonomy places the organism in Eukaryota, Ciliophora, Oligohymenophorea, Peniculida, Parameciidae.
AUGGAUUAAAAAUCUGCUUUUCAUAUAUACAAAUAAACUCUUAUCAGACGCAAUGUUGUGCCCAUUUCUUCAGUUUAUACUUACGAUGUUAAAGAUGUAAAUGUUUUAGCAAUGUAUAAAUUUAGAAAAUUGGACAAGGAGCAUAUGGAAGUGUUUUCAAAGCAAUUCAUAAUGCUUCGAAAUAAGUGAGAGCUGUAAAAGUGAUCAACAAACUCAACAUUAAAUACAAAGAAAGAUUACUAAGCGAGAUAACAAUAAUGGAGCUAUUAGUAUGAAAAUAAAAUUAGCAAUUUAAGGAUCAUCCAAAUAUAUUGAGAGUAUUUGAAACAUUUGAAGAUGAUGAGAAUUUAUAUAUGAUUCUAGAGUAAUAUAUGAAUUUGAGCUAGAAUCUGUUAAGGUGGUGAUGUGUUUGAUAAGGUAUUGGAAAAAGGAAAUCUAUCAAUUGAUGAAGCAUUCAAAGUUUAUAUUCAAUACAUGAGAGCAGUCAAUUACUAUUAAGGCUUCAAAAUAGUUCAUAGGUACAUGUAUUAGAGAUAGUAGGGAUUUGAAACCGGAAAACUUUUUGUUUUAAAAAAAGGAUGAUUUGAACUCUUUAAUUGUCAUUGAUUUUGGAAUUGCCAAGAGAGGCGUCGAUAAAUUAAAAACCAAAAGUGGCACAGUAUACAUCUAAUUUAAUAUAUAGGCCUAUUAUGUAGCUCCUGAAGUAUUGGAAGGAUCAUACGAUUCAAAAUGCGACAUCUGGUCUUCUGGAGUCAUUUUGUAUGUUAUUUUAUGUGGAUAUCCUCCUUUUUAUGGAGAAAAUGAGAAGGAAAUAUUAACUGAAAUCAAGAAUGCUUAAUUAUAAUUUGAAGGUUGUUAUUCUUAAUUAUAAUAUAGGUGAUGAAUGGCUUUAAAUACCACAAGAAAUUAAAGAUUUCAUUAAACUUUAGAUUUGUCCCGCAGCUUAAAGAUCUGCCCCAAAAGAUUUGUUAUCAAAUAAAUUGGUAGAAAAAUUCAAUCAGAAAUUUUAAGUUGAUUAAAAGUUGAUUUCGAUGUUGACGAUAACUCAAUGGGUUAAGUUUCACCCUUUGAAAAGAUUGGGUUUAUAUUAUUUAGCAACCCAAAUCAAUUCAUCAGAUCUUAAAUAACAGAAGAUGGCCUUUUUCUUAAUAAACACAUCUCAAUCUGGACUAAUUACUUAAACAGAAUUAGCAAAUUAUUUGAAGGUGAACAAAUAAGAUAUACAAAAAGUAUGGCCUUCUUUAGAUUGCAACAAUAACGGUUAUUUAGAUUACUUUGAAUUCAUUGCAAUAACAUUGACUCCACAAGAUUAUAAUAAUCAUUUGCAAUUAAUUUUUGAUUUCUUAAGUUAACAAGAGAAAAAUAUCACACAAAAAACUAUAAAAUCAAUUUUUGAUUAAAAUGCUAAUUUGGACUAGAAAUGGGUGUCUAUUUCAGAAACAAAAAGUAAUCAUCAAAAUACACACGAUCAUCAAGUUAAUGUUAAAAAUAUAAUCGAAAAAGAUAUUGAUUUAGCUGGCUUUAAAGCGUUAAUGGGAUGA